CAACAGUUCCCCCAAUGUAUAUGAACGCCUGUUGCAGACAGAACCUCUCAACGCCAUAGAUUCACCUCGAAAUAAUACCAAUUGAUUCCAAAAGCAAGAUGUCUGUCCAAAAGGUUGCUCUCAUCACCGCCAGCUCUGCAGGACUAGGAGCCCAGAUAGCUCGAGUGUUUGCUCCUGAUUACCGAGUUGUCAUCAACUACUCCUCCAACCAAGCGCGAGCACAAUCACUCGUCGAAGAACUAUCCAAGAUCCCUUCAACACACUCUUCGCCAGCAACACCACGCUUCCACAUUCUCCAAGCCGAUGUAUCCUCCAAGCCUUCCGUACAAAACCUCGUCGCAGAGACAAUCAAGACCAUGGGUCGUCUCGACGUCGUGGUCUCUAACGCCGGCUGGACACGCAUGACGACGUUCCUGAACAUUGAUGAGGGCGUCAACGACGAGGAUUGGGAUAAGUGCUUCGUCAUGAACGUCAAGACGCACUUAUGGCUCGCUUAUGCCGCGAAGGAUGCUUUGGCUGAGACCGAGGGCACGUUUAUAUCAACAGCUAGUGUGGCGGGAGUGAAGCCUUCAGGAAGCAGUCUGCCGUAUGCGGUCACAAAGGCAGCGCAAAUUCAUCUUGCGAAGAGUCUGGCGGUCAUUCUCGCGCCCAAGAUUCAAGUCAACAGCGUCAGUCCCGGAAUGCUGUUGACCGAGUGGGGGAUGAAGUUCCCCGAGAGCAAGAGGGAGGCUGCGAAGAACAACACUAAGUUGAAGCGGUUGGCGACGGUUGAGGAUGUUGCUGAUCAAGUUAGAGUAUUGGCGUUGAGCAGGAGUGUGACGGGCCAGAACUUGCUCAUUGAUGGUGGUUCUUCUCUAUAGAGGUGUUUUGAUGAUCACAACAUCGCUAGUGUAUUGAUUGCGAUGAUUGACUAAAUGGGCAUACAUGGCGCAAACAGGUACAAUGGAAAUAAAUAUUAC
This is a messenger RNA of Aaosphaeria arxii CBS 175.79, 959 nucleotides long. Its product is annotated as oxidoreductase ucpA. The coding region runs from base 99 to 860 and encodes 253 amino acids. The record is from RefSeq and is a predicted model, not a curated record. The transcript has 2 exons. Lineage: Eukaryota; Fungi; Ascomycota; Dothideomycetes; Pleosporales.